AUCAGCAUCUUUUCUCUCGAAUUGUUGCCCUAAUCAUGGCGUCCACCCUCGACUUCCGACGCCUCGACGAAGGCCUCGGCGGCCAGAAGAACAAGCGGAAGCGUCCCGAACCCGGCGGCGGCCCUGACUCGAUGGAUGUUGAUCCUCUCUCCGACGCCGCCACCGCCACCGUCUCCCUCCCCCCGCCCGCCAAGCGGCCCGCCCUCCCCUCCCUCGAGGAUCCGGAGAAGCCCGCGUUCGGUCGCCCCACCUACGAUGGCAUCAUCGCCGGCAGGGUCUCCGGCCGUAAGUGGAAGCAGCCCCGCGCCCAGCGAACCUCCGCCUGUGCCGUCUCCCUCCGCCGGCCUUCCCUCGACGUCCGGACCAAGGAGAAGGAGCUGAAGCGCGCGUACAAGGAGCGAAUGGCGGAGCUGAAGGAGGAGAUCCGGCGGAACAAGGAGGAGAAGCGGAAGCGGAGGGAGGAGAACGAGAAACGGAAGCAGGAGAACACGCUGCGGUCGGGCACCAAGCUGCAGAAGAUCACCAACCCCAAGACCCUGAAGAAGAUCGCCAAGUCGAAGCAGAGGAAGCAGCUUAAAGUGGUUCCUGAUGAACUGUUCAACAAGAACGGUGGCAUCAAGAACAAGAAUUAGGCCGGUUGGAGCCUGUCGACCCUUUUUCCAAGUUAAAGUUUUGAUCUUUUUUUCCGAGUACAUCUGUAAUUGUUGGAAGAUUUCGCCAAGAACUCGUGACUGUUGCUGGUGUCUUAUUCAAUCUUAAAUAUGGUAUGGAAGUGACGUUAGGCUUUA
This is a messenger RNA of Musa acuminata AAA Group (dessert banana), 788 nucleotides long. RefSeq lists its product as uncharacterized. Gene Ontology annotation, cellular component: nucleolus. Lineage: Eukaryota; Viridiplantae; Streptophyta; Magnoliopsida; Zingiberales; Musaceae. The record is from RefSeq and is a predicted model, not a curated record. The coding region runs from base 36 to 632 and encodes 198 amino acids. The transcript has a single exon.